UGUUGGAUCCAUCUCCCUACUUAAACACUCUCACUAUUAUUCUUACUCAUUCUUACUCUCACUCUCACUCUCACACACAUGCACUCAAAUCUACUUUAUCUUCUUUAAAUUUUCUUCAAACCAAAACAAUAAUCCAUCCACUCACAAAAAUGUCUCCAUUUCCAUCUCUCAUCAUUCUCUUUUUCUUCACUACAACUCUCACACUUCCACCACCUUCAUUUUCAUCAUCACAAACCAAACAAACCUUCAUAAUCCAAAUCCAACACGAAUCCAAACCGUCCAUUUUCCCAUCUCACAAAAACUGGUACGAAUCCUCACUCUCAUCAAUAACAACUUCCCAAAACACAAUCAUCCACACAUACGACACCGUUUUCCACGGUUUCUCAGCUAAACUCACACAACAAGAAGCAACAAAUCUUCAAUCAUUAAGCCACGUCAUCACUAUAAUACCCGAACAAAUUCGAACUCUUCACACAACUCGUUCACCUCAAUUUCUCGGGUUAAAAACCGCCGACAGAACCGGGUUACUCCAUGAAACUGAUUUCGGGUCGGAUCUUGUUAUCGGAGUUAUUGAUACCGGAAUCUGGCCGGAGAGACAGAGUUUUAAUGACCGUGAGCUUGGUCCGAUUCCGUCGAAAUGGAAAGGACAAUGUAUCGCCGGAAAAGAUUUUCCGGCGACGUCGUGUAAUAGGAAGAUAAUCGGAGCGAAGUACUUUUCCGGCGGGUAUGAAGCUACUAACGGGAAGAUGAAUGAGACGAAUGAGUAUCGUUCAGCUAGAGAUUCCGAUGGACAUGGAACUCACACUGCUUCAAUCGCCGCCGGUAGGUAUGUUUCUCCGGCGUCUACUUUAGGUUAUGCUAAAGGCGUCGCCGCCGGUAUGGCUCCUAAAGCUCGUUUAGCAGUUUAUAAAGUUUGUUGGAACGGCGGUUGUUUUGAUUCCGAUAUUCUUGCCGCGUUUGACGCCGCCGUGGCUGACGGUGUAGACGUGGUUUCUCUCAGUGUCGGUGGUGUUGUUGUGCCGUAUCAUCUCGAUGUCAUUGCUAUCGGAGCUUUUGGUGCUUCUCAUGCCGGAGUUUUUGUUUCUGCCUCCGCCGGUAACGGUGGUCCGGGAGGACUUACUGUUACCAAUGUAGCUCCUUGGGUUGCAACUGUCGGUGCAGGGACAAUUGACAGAGAUUUUCCUGCUGAUGUGAAGCUUGGAAAUGGUAAGAUUAUACCUGGAGUUAGUAUCUAUGGUGGACCGGGUUUAACUCCGGGUCGGAUGUACCCGAUUGUGUAUGCCGGUAGCAACGGCGAACACAGCGGUGAAGGUGGUGAUGGUUAUUCAUCUUCACUUUGUUUGGAAAAUUCUUUGGAUUCUAAGUUUGUAAAGGGAAAAAUUGUUGUUUGUGAUAGAGGUAUUAAUUCAAGAGGUGAUAAAGGUGAAGUAGUGAAAAAAGCAGGUGGAAUUGGAAUGAUUUUGGCUAAUGGUGUGUUUGAUGGUGAAGGGUUAGUAGCCGAUUGCCAUGUGUUGCCCGCUACGGCGGUUGGUGCCAUAGGCGGCGAUGUAAUCAGGAGUUACAUCGCUGCACAUAAGUCAUUGUCGGUUGGGUCAUUACCGACUGCGACUAUUGUGUUUAAGGGAACUAGGCUUGGGGUUAGGCCUGCUCCUGUGGUGGCAUCAUUUUCUGCCCGAGGGCCUAACCCUGAAUCGCCUGAGAUUUUGAAACCAGAUGUUAUAGCACCUGGUUUAAACAUUCUAGCUGCUUGGCCCGAUCGAGUUGGACCUUCUGGCAUUCCUUCUGAUCAUAGAAGGACUGAAUUCAACAUAUUGUCCGGUACAUCGAUGGCUUGUCCUCAUGUUUCCGGUUUAGCCGCUUUGUUGAAAGCAGCUCACCCUGAUUGGAGUCCAGCUGCUAUCAAAUCAGCACUUAUGACCACCGCGUAUACUGUCGAUAACAAGGGCGAUCCAAUGUUGGAUGAGUCUAAUGGUAACGUUUCAUCGGUGUUUGAUUACGGAGCUGGACAUGUUCAUCCAGAGAAAGCAUUGGAUCCUGGUUUGGUUUAUGAUAUUUCAGUCUAUGAUUAUGUUGAUUUCUUGUGUAACUCAAAUUACACCACCAAGAAUAUUAAAGUGAUCACAAGGAAAAUUGCUGAUUGUAGUGGUGCUAAAAAAGCUGGACAUUCUGGAAACUUGAAUUAUCCAACAUUAUCUGCUGUUUUUCAACAAUAUGGUAAACAUAAAAUGUCUACACAUUUUAUUAGGACUGUGACCAAUGUUGGUGACCCAAAUUCAGUUUAUAAAGUAACAAUUAAACCACCUGAGGGAAUGGUGGUUACUGUGAAGCCAGAUAAGUUGUCUUUCAGAAGGGUUGGUCAGAAAUUGAAUUUUCUUGUUAGGGUACAAACUAGGGAAGUUAAGCUAUCACCUGGAAGUUCUUUAGUGAAGAGUGGUUCUAUAAUUUGGUCUGAUGGAAAACACAUUGUCACAAGUCCUUUGGUUGUGACAAUGCAGCAACCUCUUGAUUAGUGUUUUUUUGAGGUUUUUAUGUGUGUGUCUAGAAAUUUUGGCCUUUUAUCCCAUCUUGUGAUAAAAUAGCUCUAUAUGUAUAAUAGGAUUAGGGAAUGUGUUUUUUCAGGUAUUUCAUUUCUAAGAAGUGGUGGAAAGGUUGGUUGUAAGAAAUGAUAUGAAGGGGAAAAAUGUUUCAUAAAAAUAGAAAAAGUUUGGAAGCAGUAAUGAAGCACGAACGCCAUUCAAAUUGGGCGUUUCUUGGUGUCGAACAUUUUGGUGUCAAACACAUGUCGGUAUCCGAUACCGACACAUGAUUACAUUGAAUAUGCAUUUUAUUUAAUUAUUAUUAUUAUUGGUAUCAAUGUGUCGGGUCAUAGUUCAUAUAUGUAUAUCUUUGAUGUUGUAAAAUUAAGAAUGUAUGUAACAAAUCUUAUGUUUGGAACAGAACAUGUAUAUUGGAAAGAUCCCUUUCCUUUUUGAGUAAA
Molecule: messenger RNA, 2977 nt
Organism: Trifolium pratense (red clover)
Lineage: Eukaryota; Viridiplantae; Streptophyta; Magnoliopsida; Fabales; Fabaceae
Product: subtilisin-like protease SBT1.5
Exons: 1
Coding region: 150-2510 (786 amino acids)
Biological process (GO): proteolysis
Molecular function (GO): serine-type endopeptidase activity
Source: RefSeq, a predicted model, not a curated record